Petromyzon marinus (sea lamprey) is the source of this 5215-nucleotide messenger RNA. RefSeq names its product BMS1 ribosome biogenesis factor (gene BMS1). Gene Ontology annotation, cellular component: nucleus; 90S preribosome. Gene Ontology annotation, molecular function: GTP binding; U3 snoRNA binding; GTPase activity. Gene Ontology annotation, biological process: ribosome biogenesis; endonucleolytic cleavage of tricistronic rRNA transcript (SSU-rRNA, 5.8S rRNA, LSU-rRNA); maturation of SSU-rRNA from tricistronic rRNA transcript (SSU-rRNA, 5.8S rRNA, LSU-rRNA). Lineage: Eukaryota; Metazoa; Chordata; Hyperoartia; Petromyzontiformes; Petromyzontidae. The record is from RefSeq and is a predicted model, not a curated record.
UCCCACAACGCACCGCGUCUCCCAGAGUAUGGCGGCGCUCACGUCUGCGCCCACGUGUGCUUGAUUCGGCGUGGUGGGAAUUCUAGAUUUCGCACUCAUCGUGGCCGCGUUGACUCCGCGCGGUGCAGCGCAGCAACGAGAGCGAGCCGGCGUCCUGCCUCCUCCCUCGCGGGGGUCUGAACUCGGUCGUCGGAAGAUAGAAAAGGCCACAAAGCAGAUCAUCAUGGAAAAGGAGGAUAAUAAGAAGCUGCACCGUAAGCGGCAGAGCGGCCCUAAGUUUGACAAGAAGAGGAAGCGCAAGUUUCAGCAGCUCGGUCUCGACGAUGAUGGUCAGCAGCAUGGAGCAGGCGAGGGGGAGUGGACCCGUGGAGCCCAGAGGAAGAAGGCAGAACGAGCGAAGUCUGCGCCGGAGAAUGUGGAGGACGCACGGCGACGUAACCCCAAGGCGUUUGCCUUUCACUCGGCCGUGCGCAUGGCCAAGCAGUUCCACAGGACUCAGGACCUGAAGGCACGCAAACACCACAUUCCCCUGGUGGAUCGCACGCCCCUCGAGCCCCCGCCUAUACUUGUGGCCGUUGUAGGGCCCCCGAAAGUGGGCAAGAGCACGCUGGUGAGCUGCCUCGUGCGCAACUUCACGCGGCAGAAGCUCAGCGAGCCCAAGGGACCCAUCACAAUUGUGUCUGGCAAGAAACGGCGGUUGACAAUCAUGGAAUGUGGCAAUGACAUCAAUUCCAUGAUCGACAUUGCUAAAGUGGCUGACCUGGUUCUGCUUCUAAUCGACGCGAGCUUUGGCUUCGAGAUGGAGACAUUUGAGUUCCUCAACAUCUGCCAGGUGCACGGCUUCCCGCGCCUCAUGGGCGUGCUCACGCACCUGGACGCCUUCCGCAACUCCAAGCAGUUGCAGAAGACCAAGAAGAAGCUGAAGCACCGCUUCUGGACCGAGAUCUACCAGGGGGCCAAGCUGUUUUACCUGUCGGGCAUGGUGAACGGAGAGUACCAGAAGCAGGAGAUUCACAACCUCGGCCGCUUCAUCUCUGUCAUGAAGUUUCGGCCCCUCACCUGGCAGACGACGCACCCCUACAUGCUCGCCGACAGAAUUGAGGACCUGACGAACCCGGAGGAGGUCCGGUUGAACCCCAAGUGCGACCGCCUGGUGUCGCUCUAUGGGUACCUGCACGGGACUCACCUCAAGAGCCGCUCGCAGGUGCACAUCCCAGGCGCAGGCGACUUCUUCUUGCGCGACGUGAGCUUCCUGCCGGACCCGUGUCCCCUGCCCGAGCGCCGCACCAAGCGCACGCUCGACCACCGAGACCGCCUCAUCUACGCGCCCUUCUCCGGGGUCGGAGGCAUCGUCUACGACAAAGACGCUGUCUACAUCGACCUCGGCGGCAGCCACUCGCACAAGCACGGGCAGGAGGAGCUGGAGGAGACGCAGGGGCCGACCCAGGAGCUCGUGCAGACGCUCAUUGCGAACCAGUCCACGCUGGACGUCAAGAUGGCAGCCAGCCGCAUGGCGCUCUUCAGCCGCUCGGAGCCGAUGCAGUCGCUUGACGUGCAGGAGGAGCCGGGCGCAGAGGAGCCACCGUCGGAUUCCCCCGUGGAAGAGCGCGUGACGGAUCCUGGGACGGGUCGGGUGAGACGCCGGGCUGUGUUCAGUUCUCAAAGUGGUGACGCUGGCGCUGAAGAUGAUGAUGGUGAUGAUGAUGAUGACGACAGUGAAGAGCAUGACAGUGAAGGAGAAGCGGAUGAAAAGGAGGACUCGGGAGAUGAUGAUGACGAUGAUGGUGAUGAUGGUGAUGAUGAUGAAGAUGAGAAAGAGGAAUAUAUGAAAAGUCCAAAGAAAAAGCCCCUUGGCCGUGUAGGUCCCAUGUUGAGUCCGGCGAAAAGGUCGAGGAAAAGUUCAGUCUUGACAAAGGAGGAGACGGCGGCUUCCACAGACGAAGACGUUGAAGAGGAGCCACGGGUGGUGAGCAACAAGAAGAACAAGGAGCAAGGGCAGCCUUCCCUCGAUAGAGAUGGUGACGACGAUGAUGAUGAUGAUGAGGCUGUCAAUGAAGAUGGUAGCAGUGAUGAUGAUAUCGAUAACGAAGAUGAGAGCGAUGAGGAAAGUGAUGAAGAUAAGUCAGGAGGUGAAGUCUCCGAUUUUGAAUGCCAAAAAAAAUCGAAUGGACAUGUUUCUGAAGGUUUGGGAGACUCCAUUGAAGACCGAGAUGGUAAUGAAAGCAGCGGUGAUGAAAGCGAUGACGACGAAGAUGAUGACGAUGAUGACGGUGAUGAAGCAACAAAGAUGAUUGCCAAGAGUAAACAGGAAAAAAACUCAAAAAGAGCUCCCAUGGACUCGGGCAACGCUUCACGUGACCAAAGCAGUAGCGGUGGCGAUGAUGAGGGUGGUGAAGAAGAAGAUGAUGAUGAUGGCAGUGAGGACAGUGAUGACAAUGCCAUCGAGAAGAUGUUGAAAAGCGAGGAUAUGUUUGUGGAAACUGAGGACGCGGACAGGGAAACGGAAGGCGCUGUCAUGUGGAAGCAGGACCUGGUGAAGAAGGCUGCUGAGGCAUUUGUGCGGAGGCGCAGGGCAACAGGGAAUCUGCAGAAACUCGUCUACGGGAACGCAGUGACGUGCUUGCCCUUCGCACCGACGAAUGAUGAGGCAGAAGUAGAGGCGGAGGAGGGAGAGGAUGGUCGCGGUGACGUGGAGUCCGGCGGGGGCGAGCUGGGAGGGCUGUUCCGCGUGAGCGUGGCGGAUCGCACCGAGCGCACGGCACGAGGGCGGCUCGACGACAUCGACUCGACGCGGUACCCGCCGGAGAACCUGCAAGACUGGGACCUCGACGAGAUGGUGGAGAGCAUCAAGGACUGCUUCGUGACGGGAAAGUGGGAGGCUCACAAGGAUGCGAAAACGCUUCUGGAGCAAGACGAUGCCCUUUAUGGUGACUUUGAGGACCUUGAAGCUGGAACGAUUAUUCAUGGGAAGAAAGAUUCAGCUGGCGCUGAGGGAGCCGAGGCGGGCAGCUCGGACGACGGAGAAGACGGCGCCAACGAUGAUGACAGCGAGGGCGAGGGCAAGGAGAAGGGGCAGGAGGAGGAGGAGGAGGAGGGCGACCUGCGGGGGAAGCGUUUGGAGAAGAAGCGCAAGCUGAAGGAGAUGUUCGACUCGCAGUACGACGAAGGCGGAGAGACGUAUUUCGACGACCUUAAGGCGGAAAUGGACAAGCAGGCACAGCUGAACAGGGGAGAAUUUGAGGACGUGAGCGAGGAGGCACGUGUGCUCUACGAGGGAUUCCGCCCUGGCAUGUACCUCCGCGUUGAGGUUUCCAGCAUGCCCUGUGAGUUCAUCGCAAACCUGGACUCCAGAUAUCCCAUCAUCCUUGGCGGCCUUGGCGCCGGUGAAGGAAAUGUCGGCUUCGUGCAGAUGAGGGUGAAGAAGCACCGCUGGUACAAGCGCAUCCUGAAGACGCGCGACCCGCUCGUGUUCUCGCUUGGCUGGCGGCGAUUCCAGACGGUGCCCAUGUACUACAUCGAGGACCACAAUGGCCGGCACCGUCUGCUCAAGUACACGCCGCAUCACAUGCACUGCCACGCGGCCAUCUGGGGACCUAUCACGACGCAGGGAUCCGGAUUCCUGGCUGUGCAGUCGGUGGCUGGUUCCUCUCCGGACUUCCGGAUUGCGGCGACGGGCUCCGUGCUUGACCUGGACAAGUCUGUGAAGAUCGUGAAGAAGUUGAAGCUCACGGGAUGCCCCUUCAAGAUCUACAAGAAUACAACUUUCAUCAAGGACAUGUUCAGUUCGGCACUGGAGGUGGCGCGCUUUGAGGGAGCGGCGCUGCGCACCGUGAGCGGGGUCCGCGGGCAGAUCAAGAAGGCCAUCAAGUCGCCCGAGGGAGCCUUCCGCGCCACGUUUGAGGACCGCCUGCUCAUGAGUGACAUCGUGUUUGUGCGCACGUGGUGCCCUGUGGAGGUGCCCAAGCUCUACAACCCCGUGACGACGCUGCUGAAGCUCACGGAGGAGCGCUCCUCCUGGACGGGCAUGCGCACGCUGGGGCAGCUGCGCAAGGACCUGGGUGUGCCGCUGGUGCACAACCAGGACUCAAUCUACAAGCCCGUGGAGAGGAAGCCACGGGUGUUCAACCCGCUGGUAAUCCCCCGUGAGCUGCAGAAGGCACUGCCCUUCAAGUCCAAGCCCAAGCUGACGGAGGCCGCGAGCCGCGUCCCGCGCGACCGUGUGCGUCCUGCUGUCGUCCGGGAGCCCAUGGAGCGCAAGAUCGCCGCGCUCCUGCAGUCGCUGGGCACCAUCAGGAACCAGAAGGUGCGCAGGCAGAAGGAGCAGGCGCUGCAGAAGAAAGGCGAGUACCAGCGACGCCGUCAGAAGGAGGACGAGGCGAAGAUGCAGAGGAUCAAGGAGGUGAAGAAGCGCGUCUUCCGCACCAUCGGACAGAAGGAGCGCAAGCAGCAGAAGUCGAGUCUCUCGGGCCCGCGCCGCUAGCGGUGACCACGAACUCCGCGGCACCACUGGACGGUGGGACAGCUUGUAACUGUGCUGGCGACAUGGUGGGGGGGGGGGUGGGGGGUUGGGAGAGGCACGAUGGGGAAAUCUUUCCCAUGGCACCCUCCAAAUACAUGCCUCCCUGUUUGGAGGUGGCCCUGUGCAGGACUGGAGACGGCUGCAUUCGUUGCGCUUGUUCCAAGUAGUCUGGCCCUACCAAACUAAUUAGAGGUUUAAGGAGCAUACAUUCAAUGGUUUUGUUUGCUCCUGAUAUGUGCAUUCAUUUUCCAGUGUAAUCAUCUAUUCUUAUAUUUUUAUGUAAGGGAUUCGUGUGCCCCCCCCCCUCUACCACUCCCAACAUCUACAUUCACUACCAUGUAACAAAAUAAUUGCUUUUUGAAUCAGAUUGCUAUCCUGAACUAAGUCGAUUGUUAUUUGCAAGUGGGGGAAGACUUUCUAAACCCCGAAAACAAAUGGAACCCAGCUCACCGCACUCACCAUUGCCGGACCGUGGGAUGCAGUUACGUUUUUGUCAAAUGUUUGCAUUUUUUGGAAAUGUGUGAUCUUUUACAUUUUUGUUAAAAGGUCUGUGGUCAGAGUUAUGUUAAUAUUGCGCAAGGCUUGAGUUUGUAGACUGAAUGCACUCGAUUCUACUCGGCCAAUCCAUUUUUAUAAAUAAGCGCUCCAUGUUGCAUACAUGUGCUUUGGCGAGUUCAAUAAAAUAUUCUGUCUAUA